GGCCCCCUCGCAAACGCUAGGUCUGCGUGGGAAAAAUAGCGGCGAAGAAAUGGACUCUGCGAUGGACAAGGACGACGUUGGGGGUCCCGUGGAAGGUGGCGAAAACGACAAGAAAGACGUGGACAAAAACGAACACCAAACAGGCGAUCCUUUUAAGAAACCGGCUCUUUUUGCGGCGCCCUCACUCAAACGCGGCACCGCUCCGUCCAAGCCGCCAAGCGAACGGAGCGGCGACAAGGAAAACAACGGAGCAAAACUAGACGUCCAAGACGACGGGAAUUCUGAAACUGGCAACAAAACUGUCGAAAUAACGCAACGGGGACACGAACAAUCCGACCAGGGCAAGGUUGUUGCGCCUGACACAUCCAAACAAGACGUUAAACCCAGAGUACUCCCCGUCAAAGGGCCACCUGCUGGAAAAUUCAAACCGCACCCCCCUCUCCCGUACACAGAGCCCGCUUGGGGUGGAAUGUCAACGGAUAUCCCUUACGCCCUUGAAAUCCUUAAGAAUGGCACAAUAGUUGAUAAACUGCCCCUCACACAGAGGAGUUACUUUGUGGUGGGACGUUUACCUGUAUGUGAUGUGUCUUUAGAACAUCCUUCAAUUUCCAGGUAUCAUGCAGUCUUACAGUAUCGUGGACGGUGUGGCGAGGAGGAGUCUGUUGGGGAAGAAAGGGGAUUUUACAUCCAUGACUUGGGCAGCACACACGGCACCUUUGUGAACAAAAACAAAAUCCCCCCUAACACGUACAUCAGACUGCAUGUGGGACAUGUCUUGAAGUUCGGAGGAAGUACAAGACUCUUUAUCUUACAGGGUCCAGAAUUUGACGAGGAGGAGGAAUCUGAGUUAACUGUGACAGAGCUGAAGGAGCGCGCCCGGAAGCAGAGGGAAGAGUUGGAGAACAGGAUGAUGGGAGAAGGUUCCGAUGACGAUGAAGAAGAGGAGAAAGAGGAAGAAGGCGGGAGUAACAAAGGCGAAGAGAACAUAUCAAGAGAAGAUUUAGGCUGUUCUUGGGGCAUGGCUGAGGAGCUAGUUCCCGAGGAGGACGAAGAUGAGGAGAACCCAUUUGCUACAGAGUUUCAUGAAGAUCAGGAGGCCGCAUACCUGAAAGACCCCAAAAAGUCCUUGCAGGGUUUCUACGACAGAGAGGGAGAGGAGUUAGAGUUUGAGUAUGAAGACAAAAACCAUGGUGCUUGGCUCUGUAGAAUAAAGCUGCCGGUGGAUGAUGCCAUGGGCAGGCAGCUUAUUGCUGAAGUAACCCACACAGGGAAGAAGAAAGAAGCAACCAUCCAGUGUUGCCUAGAGGCUUGUCGCAUCCUGGAAGCCAGGGGGCUGCUGCGCCAGGAAGCAGUGUCUCGUAAGCGCAAGAAAAAGAAUUGGGAAGAAGAGGACUAUUAUGACAGUGAUGAUGACACCUUUCUGGAUCGAACUGGUGCCGUAGAGAGGAAGAGGCAGGAGCGCAUGAAGAAGGCAGGCAAGAUUGAAGAGCAGCCCGACACUUUUGAUUCACUGGUUGCCAAACUGAGCAAGGUGGAGAAGGAGCUGGCAGAGUCUCAGAAAAAGCUCGGUGCUGGUGGGAGAGAUGCGUCUGUUUCGUCCACCGAGGACCCCCUGGAUGCCUUCAUGAGUGCAGUGCGUGGCGAGGCUGCAAUGGAUGCUGUGGAGCGCAGGAAGCUACAUGUGCAUGUGGCUGACCUGCGCAAAGAGGCCCAGCGGCUACAGAAGCUGGUUGAUCUCACACGGCCCGCCCAGAUGCCCUCAUUACGACAGCCAAGUUCUGGUGGUGGUACUUCAUAUGCACAGAAGCCCAAGAAUACCUUACCACUGUUUGGGGCCAUGAAGGGAGGAAGCAAGUUCAAACUAAAAACUGGUACAAUUGGGAAGCUGCCUUCUAAGCGCCCUAACUUGCCUGCGGAGCUCUUCAACAUGAAAGAACUGCCACCAGGUGGAGAAGAGGAGGAGGAGGAGAAGGAGGCAGUAGUUGUAGGGGAAAAUGAGUUUCAAGAGUCUGAAAGUAUGUCGGACUCUAACGGUGAGCCCCAACAGACCAGUAAAUUGAUGCCGCAAGAGAGCUCUUCAUCUGGCCGCCAAAGAGAGACACAAACACGGUUCCGUGAGUCCAAAGAGCGGAGGAGGGAUGAGGACUCUGCUGAAGCAGUGGAUCCAGUAUCCCACCACAACGCAGAGAAGACCCUGACCCCGACAAGCUCAGACCUCAAAGCGGAAGGAGAGGAAGAACCAUUGGUCAAGCCCAAUCCCAAGAGGAGUGGCAAAAGGAAAGUAAUCGGCCCUAGCAGGCCCCCAGUGCCGCUUUCAGCAGAGUAUCCAGAAGAUGACCCUGAUUAUUGUGUCUGGAUGCCUCCUGCAGGUCAGACUGGAGAUGGCCGCACCCACCUAAACGACAAGUAUGGCUACUGAUGGAAGACAGGAUUGAAAGCUUUGUGAACUACUGUCUCCUUUUCAUCACCUUUCAUAUUGCAGAUCACCCCACCAACCUCAAGACAGCACAGUUUUGUCAAGUUUUGGACCGUUUUUUUCUACUUCCCUUUACCCAAGCCCCCACAGCAGCCAGAUACUGAUGUACCGUAUGAUGGGCUGGUGUGAUGACCCACUCCUUCAAGACGUUAGGAUGCUUAGGAGCUCAAAAGAGCCUGUGUAUGUGAUAUUGUGGGCUGUAUAAAAGCUGAAUUAGGGACCACCAAAAUAUCAUAACUCCUGUUCUGGUUGACUCAAAGGGAUUCGGAGAUGCAGAGAUCACUAGAACAUGCCUCUCUCACUGCAAACCUGCCUGCAGUUGUGUUUGUAAUCCUCAAUUGUGUGACACAAAACCUCCAGUUCCCAUUUGCUAUGAUUGGCAUGGAUGAGGAAUAGUCCCCCUCGGCACAGACGAUGGGCAAUAGGCCCACUGGCACUCCCUCAAUCCCCGGGAGUAGUAAAAAUGGAUGGCGCUUGAAUUUUAGUCCUUAAUUUGAACCGUUUGUCUUUCAUGCAUCUUUCAGAUAUACAGAUAAUAGGUGGGGACAGAGCAGGAGCGGGAAGCUAACUGAUCUCGGUUCAGCUUUCUGGUCUCUGUGGCUGCUCCACUUGCAGCUACUGUAAGUGUAUGUGACAUCCAAUCUGUAUCCCUCCCCUAGCGUGGCCUCUGUCGAUUGCUGGAAUAACCUUUUCUUUUCCAAUGGAGAACGUGUAGAGGAGCAAGAGGGGGAGAGCGUCGAAGCAGCUUUUCUGACCAUCUGGACACUUGGAUGGCUUACCGGAUGAAACGCAAGCUGAUAAUGAGUCCAGUUAAGUGUAGCGUGUGUGUGUGUGUGUGUGUGUGUGUGUGGUGUGUGUGUAUAUGUGUGUGUAUGUGUGUGUGUGUGUGUGCGUGUGCAUGUGAACGCGCACAAUCGUUGCCCGCCCUUUUUCAAAGCUCUCUUUUUAACAAGAUUGUCUCCACGAGUGACUCAGCUAUUGGAAGAGUGUGUGUGUGUGUGUAUGUGUAUGUGUGUGUGUAUGUGUGUGUGUGUGUGUGUGUGUGUGUGUGUGUGGCAGGAUACCACUGUCUCUGAAAUCCCACUCAGCACUGAUGUACCAUUGGCCUCAUGCCAUACGUACUCUCUCUCCCAGCUUUGGUCUUUUCUCAAAUUACAACUCAGCCUCUCAAACUGUUGAUGGUGGGGGGAUGUAAGCCCAUCAAAGAAAAUUAAAAAAUGUGUAUUUUGUAAAAUAUCUUUGUAUAAUAAAACUGUAUUAUAAA
Messenger RNA from Lampris incognitus (smalleye Pacific opah), 3740 nucleotides. RefSeq names its product solute carrier family 4 member 1 adaptor protein (gene slc4a1ap). Bases 50 to 2419 code for a protein of 789 amino acids. The record is from RefSeq and is a predicted model, not a curated record. Lineage: Eukaryota; Metazoa; Chordata; Actinopteri; Lampriformes; Lampridae. Gene Ontology annotation, molecular function: mRNA binding; protein binding. The transcript has 14 exons.